This is a messenger RNA of Puntigrus tetrazona (Sumatra barb), 1730 nucleotides long. Its product is annotated as CAP-Gly domain-containing linker protein 4. Bases 25 to 537 code for a protein of 170 amino acids. The transcript is spliced from 4 exons. NCBI's taxonomy places the organism in Eukaryota, Metazoa, Chordata, Actinopteri, Cypriniformes, Cyprinidae. The record is from RefSeq and is a predicted model, not a curated record.
UCUGAGAUUUUGGUAAGGACUGGAAUGCUGUACAGAGACACUGAUUCAGAAGAAGCAAAUGAAGUCUUUCUAGAGUCUGGCUUGGAGAACGGACUUAAUCCAGUGGAGAGGGAGCAUGAAUGUUCUAGUGGUCUCAGACACCAGCAGAAGGGACCUGAUCUGGAACAGCUUAGAGAUGGUGGAAGUCAAACCUCCUGCCCAUCAGACUCCAGAGCCACUUCUGUCAUGUCUAACAUCAGUGUGAGGUCCUGGAGGAGUGGAGGGGGACCUCAUCGAGUGUUUGUACCCCACUCCCCCCUGGAUCUGAAGAUUGGUCACAGGGUCCGAAUCAUGUUACCCUCUGGACGGAUCAGCACCGGCACCUUACGCUACCUGGGAAACAUACAAAACUCUCCCGAUUACCAUCUUGGCGUAGAACUGGAACUGGCUGAUAAUGGACAACAUGAUGGCACCUAUGAGGGUCAGCGCUACUUUUACUGUGACCCUGGACAUGGUGCGUUUGUAGCAUUCAGUAAAUUGUUAAUGGCUUGGGAGUAGAUGCUCUUAUCGGAAGAAUUAAGCGAAGACUCUCCAGGCCGCUCAAGGGCACUCUUGCAACCGUUCGCUUUCUGGAUCCACAACAGAGCACGGCGAUGAUGAAUUAUCUUUGUAGGCCAACCCAGAACAGCACAACUGGCUUUUGGAAUAUUGCAGAAAUUCGAAACGUGCAAAAAAAACGCGGUUUGCUUUUAAUAGCACGCAAUAGGAUGAUUAUAAACACAAUGUGGCUGUGAAACUGGGUAGAGAGUAGAUGAGUUUACCUGUUAGACGUUUAGUGUACCAGACAACCUCUGCGGUCACAUUUAGUUACUUGGUGGUGACCAGACAAAAAGUGAUAUCUUAGGCUUGCGUUAACCACUUUAGGCAUUUAUGAAACCCAUUAAAAAACUACGGGACGAUAAAUACGUAGGUGCUAAAAUGCUAACUAUUUACACGCUUGGACUACAAUAACACUAACUGUGUAUGGUGUAUCUCUACUAGUAAAACAAUAAGUUAUAACUGGCAAACAGGUGAAGGGGGUCAUUUAUGCACCAUAUAUUAUAGCAAAAAUGAUUCAUAUAGCAUUUGACCCCAAAAUCGCGCCAUUGGAUGGCAUCGGCCUAUGAGUGUAUUAGCUAUUGGUGUCUCUGCCUAUUAAUAAGCUGCCAUUUUUCCCAAGAAAUCACACACAAUAAAACGAUUUGUAUGAAAACGUAUGGGUUUUUCGAAAAAUACACACUAACCCUAACCUCAAUAAGACGGAAGCAGAUGGUACAGAAAAUUACAAUUACAGAAUAGAUGGCCAAGUGUAAAUAUAGUUAUUCGCUGCCACGAGAUUGUGUUGGAAUCUGCACUUGUUCGUAUUUAUGAUUGCUGAGAAAAUACUGUAUUUAAAAUAUAUACUAAAACGAAGACUCAGUAUCAGUAGGUUAAACAGAUCCAAUUAUCCAAAAUAUUUCCUUUGCAAGGAACAGUCGUGAUCAAAUUCUGUGGAAUUCUGUUUGACGUUCAUUCCAUGCGUGACUGCUUAUUGCCAAUAUCCGUUAAUGCAAAUGAAGGAUACACUCUAUUGAAAAUGGAUAAAGAGUACAUUUGCACAGCCAUCUGAGGUAGAAACCAGUCACCUCUGCUGCAUUCUGUUCAAAAUUAAGGGCAUGAUAUUAAUAAGAGGCCUGUUUCAUAAACCAAGUUUACCAAAUAGACCGAAACCU